Messenger RNA from Lottia gigantea (owl limpet), 672 nucleotides. RefSeq lists its product as hypothetical. The coding region runs from base 1 to 672 and encodes 223 amino acids. The transcript has a single exon. Gene Ontology annotation, biological process: regulation of transcription by RNA polymerase II. Lineage: Eukaryota; Metazoa; Mollusca; Gastropoda; Lottiidae. Gene Ontology annotation, cellular component: nucleus. The record is from RefSeq and is a predicted model, not a curated record. Gene Ontology annotation, molecular function: DNA-binding transcription activator activity, RNA polymerase II-specific; RNA polymerase II cis-regulatory region sequence-specific DNA binding.
AUGUUGUCACCUGGAACAAUCUAUGAUCACAAACGUAGCUAUCACAGUGGAGAAAAACCAUUUGUAUGUGACAUUUGUGGAUCUUCUUUUUCCACAAACCCAAUUCUUAAAAAACAUAAAAUUAACAUUCACACAGAAGGGCGUCCUUUUCCCUGUGAUCAAUGUCAAUAUGGUGCAAAAAGUUUGGAGUUGCUGAGACGACAUAAGCUUGUUCACUCAGGAGAAAAGAAAUUCCAGUGUGAUGACUGUGGUGCCUGUUUUCCAAGAGCAGCUACUUUAAAGGAGCAUGUCCUCAUUCAUAAAGAUAUCUGGCCUCACCAUUGUCAGUUCUGUCCAAAAAGAUUCAAGAACAUCAGACAAUUGCGACGGCAUGAAGAGGUUCAUUUGGAUCAAUACAAAUAUCAGUGUAAGGUUUGUGGGAAGCGAAUGCGUCAAGUUGGGAAUCUAAACACACACAUGCGGACACAUAAUGGAGAGAAACCUUAUGCCUGUGAUAAAUGUGGUAAAAGAUUUGCCCAUAAUGUGACAAGAAAACAGCACAUGGAGUCAUGUUUUGGAAAUAUGGAUAUGUUACCUUCAACUCAGAACUUGUUACCUCUGCCUUUACCAAUUGGACUCCAAUUUCCUAGUAGUGCAAUAGAUUGCACUGGUCCUCCUCAGCACAGAUUUUGA